AUCUUGCCCAUGAAAUGAAACCCCACUACUCUACAAUCUACGUUUAUAUUAAACCCACCAACACAACUCACAAACUCCCAAAACCUACAACUUCCUUCACAUUCAAAGCAACAAAUUAAUUAAGCUUCUCUCUCGCAGAUACAUUUAUCUACAACAACAAUGGCUUCCUCCUCUUUCUCCUACACCAAGCUAAUGCUUCUCCUCUCAAUCUUCUCUUCACUUCACUACUUCUCUGUCUUUUCAUUUGAGUUCAAAGUUGGUGGCAACAGAGGUUGGGUUAUUCCUCCUGAAAAUGACACCAAAAUCUACAAUGACUGGGCCUCUGAGAACCGCUUCCAAAUCGGUGACACAGUCCGUUUUAGGUAUGAGAAAGAUUCUGUACUGAAAGUGACUGAAGAAGAGUACAAGAAAUGUAACUCAAGCCACCCUAGUUUCUUCUCUGACACAGGCAAUACAGUUUACAAGUUUGAGCAUGCAGGGCCAUUUUACUUCAUUAGUGGAGUUUCAGGGCAUUGUGAGAAAGGACAGAGGAUUAUCAUCAAAGUUAUGGCUCAUGAAGAGGAUUACACUUCUCAUCACGGACAUGGUGAUGAUGCUGGGAAAAAAUCUGCUGCUUCUCCUCCAACCGUUCUGCAUUUCGCAGCACUUCCUAAAGUUGCCUUUCUGCAACUUCUUAUGACAUCAUAUGUUGUUUCUUGUGUGUUUUAAUUACUAGGAUUUUCUUUUGUUAAGCUGUUGUUUGUUUUUACUUAUGUUAACUUGUUUGUACUUAAGGUGUACUUUGCAAUGAUUUUAGUUGUUUGUUUUCAGAUUUUCA
Messenger RNA from Jatropha curcas, 817 nucleotides. RefSeq names its product early nodulin-like protein 21. Gene Ontology annotation, cellular component: plasma membrane. The record is from RefSeq and is a predicted model, not a curated record. Lineage: Eukaryota; Viridiplantae; Streptophyta; Magnoliopsida; Malpighiales; Euphorbiaceae. Gene Ontology annotation, molecular function: electron transfer activity.